AUGAACGGGUCCCAACCACCAUGGAGCCGCGACGGCUGGAGUUUCGCCCCGCUCGAUCUGUCUCAGAUCGAGAUACCGAACCCACCUCAGAAUUCUUCUGUUGUUCCAGCGACCAACAUCUCAGUCGUCACACCUGCCAUCCGGGGCCGCAUCGAAUGCAGCCCAUAUGAAAACCUGAACAACUUAUCAGCCUGGGUCACAGAGCGGGAUCUGACAAACACAUCACUAUGGAACGCCAGCUCGAAUCCGCACAAAAUCACGACCGCAUACGAACUAGGCGAGCUAACCUACGUCGGAUCAGACCUGGCGUACCCGAACUUCUUCAACACAUCCAUCUUAGCCGACGACUCGACGCCCACAUGCUGCGAGAACGGCAGCACCAACAGCUGGCCACCCAAAGGCGCCGCCAUCGGCAACUGGUCGCCCGACCGCGGCACCACGUUCGAGCCGCCGUUCAACUUCACGACCAAAUACAUCUGGGGCAACCACUUCUCCGCGGACCUCAUCACCGACAACAUCUACACCAGCCGCACGCGCUUCCUGUUCACCGAGGUACCGCAGGUGCAAGCGCUGAAGUGCAUGCCCAUCAUCGAGAAGAGCUCCGCCAACGUGACCGUCGACCGCCAAACGGGCAACGUCGCCAAGUUCGAAAUUCUCGAGCCGCCAUCGAGCGCGGAUGAGGCGUGGAGCUACAACUUCGUCAACUACGGCGGCCGCGACGAAGUGAAAGAUCCGACGGCGCCGUCGAACGUCACCGUCAGCUACGGCAUCCUCUUCCUACUGUCCAUGCUGCGCGCCGCGUCCAUCAACGGCUACACGGGCUGGGACUUCGACACUGUGGCAGAGAACACGGAUGACAUGACGUUCAACUUCCGCGACCGCGAGCGCGGGCUGAACUUUGACUUGAUGACGUACGCCAUGUACACGCUGGCCUCUUCGUCCUCCUCCUCCUCCUCCUCCUCCCCCUCGUCCCCCUCGUCCUCGUCCCCCUCCUCGUCCCCUUCCUCCGCCUCGGUCGACCCCCACGCCCUCCUCAACCCGCACACCAUGCUCUCCACCGCCCAAACAACCUUCACAACCUUCUUCCAACACUUCGUCUCGAGCAACCUCUCCGCCACGACCCUGACCGCCGGCAGCUGGGCCUGGCAGCCGCUCGCCGCGACGCUGCCGGGCUGUCUGUGGAACUACACGGGCGCGACGUGCGCUGACCCGAUCGCGUGGCCGACGCAGCAGCCGCCGACGGAGCGCGCAGCGGAGGUAGUGGCGGCGACGCGGAUAAGCUUGUUGCGGAUGAACGAUGUUGCUGUUUGGUUGGCCGUCGCGAUCUUGGGCUGGCUGGUGGCGACGACGGGGGUGGUGGGGGUGGUGGGGCGGCGCGGGUAUUGGGGGCGGUUGAGGGGGGAUGUGGCGUGUGUUGCGGAUGUGUUGAUGCUGGUGGCGGGGAGUGGGGGGUUGUUGGGGGUGGUGAGGGAGGGGGGAGGGGAGGUGGUGACGAGGUUGGGGUGGUUUGGGGGUGGUGACGGUGGUGGGGAGGCGAGAUGGGGGGUUGAGGUCGUUGACGGGCGGGAUGAGGAUUGA
Messenger RNA from Lasiodiplodia theobromae, 1578 nucleotides. RefSeq lists its product as uncharacterized. Lineage: Eukaryota; Fungi; Ascomycota; Dothideomycetes; Botryosphaeriales; Botryosphaeriaceae. The coding region runs from base 1 to 1578 and encodes 525 amino acids. The record is from RefSeq and is a predicted model, not a curated record. The transcript has a single exon.